This is a messenger RNA of Coniophora puteana RWD-64-598 SS2, 2595 nucleotides long. RefSeq lists its product as uncharacterized. Bases 19 to 2538 code for a protein of 839 amino acids. The transcript is spliced from 18 exons. The record is from RefSeq and is a predicted model, not a curated record. Gene Ontology annotation, biological process: retrograde transport, endosome to Golgi. NCBI's taxonomy places the organism in Eukaryota, Fungi, Basidiomycota, Agaricomycetes, Boletales, Coniophoraceae. Gene Ontology annotation, cellular component: GARP complex.
UCGGUCUACAUAUCGUCCAUGCAAAGACCGGGAGAUGGCCUGCCUCACGAACUUGUUCUCGCCAUUCAGCGCAUUCUCGACUUGAAUACCGACGCCCAGUCUGAUCCCCUUGACGUUCUAUCCGAUGACUUCCGGCCCGUUGAUGUCAUAAACCAGCUCUUUCCAGACGAUGCAUCACUGGGCCAACUGGAAGCAGUCCAAGCGCGACUUGCUCACGAUGCUGAGAAUUUGCAGAAGGAAGUGGAUGUGCUUCAGGAGGAGCUCAAGCGCGACCAGGAUCCAUCCAGAAUGCAGCAGAUUCAGGAAAUGAUAUCGGAUCUUUUGGGACAAAUGUCACGCAUACGCGAAAAAGCGACCGAGUCGGAGGCCGUGGUCAAAAACAUCACCAAGGAUAUCCAGGCGCUCGACCUCGCGAAGCAGAAUCUCAGUCAGAGCAUGACCACGCUCAAGCGGCUUCAAAUGCUUGUCAAUGCCCUGGGAUUGCUGGAGGAGCUAUCCAAGGAGAGGAAGUAUAAGGAGGCGGCCCAAACGUUGUCUGCCAUUAAGGAGAUAUCUGCGUCUUUUAGACAUCUUACAUCCGUGCACAGAAUAUCGCAAGUGUGGAAACAAGUUCAGUCCGUCCAAGGGGAGCUUCGGUCCCAAUUAGAGGAGGACUUUGAUGACUUUUUCCUGCAGGACCCUUCAAAGCCCGUUCGCCCGGCACUCAUUACAGACGCCUGUCUGGCUGUCGAUGUCAUAGGGCCCGACGUACGGACACACAUAAUCGAUCGAUAUGUCGCAAUGGAGUUGAAGGAAUAUAGACGAAUAUUCCGCGCAUCGGACGAAGCAGGCUAUCUUGACAAUGUCUCAAGGCGUUAUGCCUGGUUCAAGAGAUUACUUCAACACCACGAAUUGGAACAAGGACGUGCUUUCCCGUCAGACUGGAAGGUCGGAUGGUAUUUGUUCGCCAAGUUUUCUGUGAUAACGCGAGAUGACCUAGUUUCCUUACUUUCCAAGGCAGGAUCCAGGUUGACGGUUCAGGUACUCUUAGAUACACUUCAGCAAACGGUGGAGUUUGAGUCCUCGAUUGCUAAGAAAUGGGCUACUUCUGCUGAAGACAUCCUGAAAUUCACAGCGACUGGUCCUUCAGACAUUCCCAAGACCAUGUCUUCUGCGUUUGAGCCUCACUUGGGUAUCUUCAUUGAAGCUCAGGGGAAAGCUUUAGCAGACAUGCUUGCUCCCCAUCGAGGUAGAGGAGUUCAACCAAAGCCUGCAGCGUCAUUGGAAGCGACACCUAGAGGCUCUGUCGAAGAGGAAGAAAACACUCGGUCACCAGCCGCUGUUUUAUCGUCCUCGACCGAGCUUUUCUACUUCUAUGGACAGACGCUGGAUCAGUGCGCAAAGCUGUCUACCGGACAACCGUUGUUGGAUCUGUGCGCAUUGCAUAAGAAGUGGUUGCGAACUUACGCUGAAGAUGUCCUGGCGGCAAAGAUGAAGAGUUCUCCUUCAACAAGACAGAUACGCAAGUCGGUAGACUCGCGUGCGGAUGUCCAGGAGCUCAACCAAAGCUGCGCUCUGAUUAAUACUGCUGAUUAUUGCCAAACUACAGCAUCAGAGCUUGAGGACAAGAUAAAGGAGAAAAUCAACGAUGACCUUGAGGAGAAGGUCUCUUUCCAAACAGAACGCGACCUAUUCAUGAGUGUGAUCUCGUCCGCGAUCGGCAUCCAGCUAAAGGAACUCGAGUCGGCAUGUGACUCGGCCUUCAAUAUAAUGUCGCGCACCUCAUGGUCGUCGUUGAAUCAAGUUACCGGACCGUCACAACACAUCACCGGCCUUGCGCGCAACAUCGAGCAGGUGGCAGAUGUCAUCAAGCCACUGGUAGAACAAAAAAAGUAUCUUCGCAAUCUGUUUGAUAAGGCGUGCAGCCUCGUCUUGACUAAAUUUACCAAUGCCCUGGUCAAGAGCAGGCCACUCAUGGAAAUCGGUGCAGAACAGCUUUUAAUUGACCUUCAGGUCGUCAAGACGUGCCUUACAAAGCUUCCUGGGGAGGCGCUUUCUACUUCAGGGUAUAUCAAAGCGCUGGCCAAGAGCACAACGCGACUCGAAACUCUGCUCAAGGUGAUUGUAACUCCGGUGGAUCCUUCCGAAGGGUUUAUCCUGAACUACACGCUACUUAUCGGGGAUGCCUCCUUCUCAAACUUCCAAAAGAUCUUGGAUCUCAAGGGCACACCCAAGGGUGAACAGAACGAUCUUUUAGACUCAUUUUUGACGAUCACGAGCACCAAGAGCGAGUUGGAGAGCACGUCCUUCUUGAGCUCACUGGACAUGGAUCCGACAACUUCCGCGUUAUCUUUGCUGGGCAGUCCCAGUGGGAGUCGCGUUGCAUUGCCGCUCGCGGCGAGUCCCUUGCCAGACGGCACGUUUGGCUCACCUCCGGGAAGCGGUCCGCCGACAGGCGAUGGCAGGAACCCGGAGGCCGCCCAGAAACGAGAGGUGUUCUCUGAUUUCAAGCGCUUUGUGACGUUUGGCCUCAGGAGGGACACUCAACCACCAUCAUAGUUCGUUAGAGUUGGAGUAAACUAUAUUUAUUUGCUGGAAAUGCAACUUAUACCUGGA